GUAAAAAAAUGUAUUCAAUUGAAAUACUAUUAACUAUACUUUGUAUUUGUAUUGUAAGUCAUCUAUCGAUUGGCAAAUCCAUAGAUUUUGAUGACGAAAGAGUUGGUAUAAUUGGUGGACACGAUGCCCGACCGGGAGAUAACCCACACAUGUGCUCAAUGAGAAUCAAUGGCAAUCAUUAUUGCGGUGCAUCUAUUAUAGGGGACAGUUGGGCCGUCACAGCAGCACAUUGUAUCGUUGGUUUAACGCCACCAUAUUUAUCACUACAUUGUGGUACAACUGAUCGCACAAAACAGGGCCGGGAUUAUAAUAAUGUGUCCAGGGUCAUUUGGCAUGAACACUUUGACUAUAAGGUCGAUUUGGUCAAUGAUAUUGGCCUGAUUGAAAUUAAAGGCAAAUUUGACAUGGAUAAUAAAUAUAUCAAUAAGAUAGCACUGCCUGUCCAGGGCUAUGAUCAACCGGCCGGUGUUAAUGUGACUUCAGUUGGCUGGGGUUACACUGAGUAUAAUAUUAAUAUAACUAAACAUGAAUUUCCACAAACAUUACAAACAGUCGAUAUGCCUGUUGUGGACCGGGAUGUAUGUCUUGAGGUUUAUCAAGAUUUUUUCAAAGAAAUCGGACAAAAUUAUACUAUUGAUGUGAGAACUGUAUGCGCCGGUGGACAUGGAGGUCAUAAUGUGUGCGAUCAUGAUUCUGGAUCGCCACUAAAAUUUAAUAAUAUGUUAAUUGGUUUAACCUCAUGGGGCAAACAUUGUGCUAUACCUGGCUAUCCCACUGUGUAUACAGCUGUAGGUCAAUAUAGAGAUUGGAUAAAGAAUCACACUGGCAUAUAA
Molecule: messenger RNA, 833 nt
Organism: Oppia nitens
Lineage: Eukaryota; Metazoa; Arthropoda; Arachnida; Sarcoptiformes; Oppiidae
Product: mite allergen Der p 3-like
Exons: 3
Coding region: 9-833 (274 amino acids)
Biological process (GO): proteolysis
Molecular function (GO): serine-type endopeptidase activity
Source: RefSeq, a predicted model, not a curated record